Messenger RNA from Kuraishia capsulata CBS 1993, 489 nucleotides. RefSeq lists its product as uncharacterized. The transcript has a single exon. Bases 1 to 489 code for a protein of 162 amino acids. The record is from RefSeq and is a predicted model, not a curated record. NCBI's taxonomy places the organism in Eukaryota, Fungi, Ascomycota, Pichiomycetes, Pichiales, Pichiaceae. Gene Ontology annotation, biological process: electron transport chain.
AUGUUGGCAUUUAAGAACCUUCAACUGUCCAAGCAGUGCGCUAUGCAGAUGAGCCGCCAAUUCUCUGCAUCUGCUCUUAUAUCACAAAAACUCCCAACGCUCACGGAGGAGCAGUCUGGGUUGCCCAAGGAGAUUGUGAGUGGAGCUCCACCCUCUCUCUCCUCUGACAGAGUCGUGAGAAUCUGGAAGGAGUCCAAGUCGGCUACUCAGAGCGGCAAGCACAAUACCAGAAACUGGAAGUUGGACUGGGAAGUGCUAGGGAAAGGAAACAGAUGGGAGAAUGACAUGAUGGGUUACCAGGGAAGUGCCGAUUACAUGCAGGGAACUAUAAUGGCAUUUGACACCAAGGAAGGUGCCAUAAGAUUUGCCACUGGCCAAGGCUGGGACUACUAUGUCCAGGAACCAAGACAGAGAAAGUUCAAGAAGAAGGACUACUCCAUCAACUUCUUGCACUCCACUGGUCCUUUGAAACAUAUUAGGACCAAAUAG